This is a messenger RNA of Colletotrichum destructivum, 1368 nucleotides long. RefSeq lists its product as uncharacterized. The transcript has 2 exons. Bases 1 to 1092 code for a protein of 363 amino acids. NCBI's taxonomy places the organism in Eukaryota, Fungi, Ascomycota, Sordariomycetes, Glomerellales, Glomerellaceae. The record is from RefSeq and is a predicted model, not a curated record.
AUGUCCCAACCGUCGACCCGCCCCUCCACUCUUGUUGGUUCUCUGCUGUUGGUGAUUGUGUUCACGCUCGAGGUUUUGGCAGGGAGGGGCCCUCAAGGCUCCCUCCUCCGACCACGCGCUAAACGACGGAUCCGUCAUCCCGUCAAUUUAGCUCCGACAGCGACGCGGACACAUGCAGCCACACGCAACCUCGACGAAAGCCACGAGCAUACGGCCGUUGCGGCGUUUCGCCCUCGCACUCGCCUACCGUGUGGUCUCUUCCCCGCAGCAGCCGGCACGUUGGCGUCGGAAGAGACGAGCCACAGUAUAAGACAUGGGACACGGAAUCUGGCUGCCUGCCGCCUCGGUCGGUGUCUGAUACUGUCAUCUAGCACCCCGCAGCAUCUCGCCAACAACGGCGGUGCCCUAUUUUACGACGCCGAGCGCACUCGCUCCGGUGGGGCCUCGUACUCAUUUCCGCAUCUCACCUCCGCACUGUCCGGCGACAGUCUGUCGGGACCGGCACCGGCCAACGAGGCCUGCCGCCAUCGCAUCAUCUGUCUCACAACGGCAAAACCGCCGGCCGCCGCCGCCAAUCACCGCCCUCUGCAAGCAACACCGCAACAGGACGUGGUGCACCGUGGAAUUUCCGGUGGUGGAGGUGGCACCCCCGACGCCAUGCCUUCCGCCAACGGUUUCUGGAAUCCCGUCAUACAUCGUCUUUGUGGAUCGCGGGGCCCAAUCUCUGCCCGUCCAACCACUCUCAACCCUCCGCGGAAGGUUCGACAUGCAGCCAUUUCUCCGAGCGCACAACUUGGCGGUGCAGUGCCUUUGCGGCUCAAAGAGGGGAGGGGGAGGGGAGGCGUAGGGAGCAAAUCACGCCCGAGCACCAACCGGCACUCUGUCCGAAGUUGGCUUGAAGAAAAACCAGCGACCGGGAUGCCCGGGUCGUCCACCUUUCGGCGUCGCCAACCAUCUGCGCCUCGUGGCAGCACUCCAGCCUUUGGAGAGUGUGGUCGGCUCGGGUAUACAAGGAGCUGCAGAGGUCUUCUCCAGGCGCUCUCCAAAACGGCGAGUCUGCUCGUGUUGGCGUCCGCACCGCAUCGUCCGUGACGUCUGGUGGAGGAUUCAGGGUGACGGGUGUCGAGAGGCCACCGUACGGAUGUGGGUUCAAGGCUGCGGGCGUCGAGUGCGUGGUUGGGCAGCUUGGGUCGUCUAGUCCUCCAUUCUGUAUGCGGUUUCACGUUUUCCGUUCCUCCGUCUCCGUCUUGCCCUGCUAGGCAUCGGUUUCUUUGUUUUACCCGCCCCCGUGGAAUCCAGCUACCGAAUAGGAAGGUGUUUGUGCCGGUUCGUUGCCCGUUGACUGGUAGACCAUGGAUUGCGGCCGCG